CAUGGUAAGAAAAUCACAAGGACGCAUGAGGAUCCUUUUUUACGUUUCCAAUUUGGAAGUGACGGCGACCUCAGACGAUGGGUGGACAACACUCUGAGGUAUAAAACGAACAAAAAGGCUCAAGAGGAGUACAGAAGAGAACUAGACAAACUGGUCGAAGAAAAGCGGGAAAUUAAGGAAAAACGCAGAAUCGAAGACGAAGAAAGCAUCCAAAAACAGGGAUGGUCGACUGAAAACACUUUAAAACAAUUGGAGGCUGAAGGGAAUGUUAAAUCAACUGAUAAAAAUAAUAAUGGAAAAAAAUCUAAUCUUAAUAAAGCAAAAAAAUACGAUCCUGUUUUCUACCCUUGUAAAAAUGUGUACACUGGUUCAAAGAACAGAAAACUCUCUCCCUUACUUGAAGGUAAGGAAAAUGGAAUUGAGUUGGUGCCUCUUUUGGCCAAACAAAGACGAUUUCCUUUGAAAGUUCCCCUCGAUUCAACAGAUGUAACCAAUCAGAAAAAAAAUUAUCUAUCAUCGCUUUGGCAUCGAGAAGGCUCUGCGUAUUUGCGUGACUUAACACAGCAAAUAACCGAUAAGCAAAACAAACAAAAGGAAAUGAAAGCUGAAGACGAUGAAACUUAUCGACAUCAUUUUGACACGUGGAAUGGAUUCUGGGGAAGGCCAGGACAUGGUGCCCCCAAGUCAACGGUCAAGAAACAGAGACUGGAUCGACUGCUUUAUCCUCAAAUGGUUCCCAUCAGUGUGCACUAA
Tribolium madens (black flour beetle) is the source of this 753-nucleotide messenger RNA. RefSeq lists its product as uncharacterized. The annotation marks the transcript as partial. The transcript has 5 exons. The record is from RefSeq and is a predicted model, not a curated record. NCBI's taxonomy places the organism in Eukaryota, Metazoa, Arthropoda, Insecta, Coleoptera, Tenebrionidae.